AUGCCAACGAACCAAACACCGUUCCUUGCCAUUUUUCUCCUCUUACUCGGUUUACUCCGGUUCAAUUCAUUUCCCGGUUUAGAAGCAGCGACCGGAAAGCUAGCUUCGAUUCCGGGGUUAUACGUGUUCGGAGAUUCGUUGGUUGAUGCCGGAAACAAUAACCACUUACUAAUUUCCAUAUCCAGAGCUAAUUAUCCACAUAACGGCGUUGAUUUUCCUAAAGGCAAAUCCACCGGCAGAUUCUGUAACGGCAAAAAUGCUGCCGAUGCUAUCGCUGAGAAAUUUGGUUUACCCUUACCGCCGCCGUAUCUCUCACUGAGAGACUUACUAACGAGGAGAAAAAGAAAACCAGCCCCCGUGACAGGUGUGAAUUUUGCUUCUGGCGGUGCCGGAAUCUUCGACAGCUCCGAUGAAAGACUUAGACAAGCUAUCCCUUUAUCACAACAAGUGAACGAUUGGGUCUCCAUUCAAGAAGAAAUCAAUGAGCUUGGAACAUCAGAAGCACAAAUUCACGUAUCCAAAUCUCUAUUUACCGUGGUCAUAGGUAGUAACGAUCUUUUCGACUACGGUGGAUCGUCCAAACUUCGAGAAAAGGCCACUCCUGAACAAUAUACACAGUCAAUGGCUGAUAAACUCAAAGAACAACUGAAGAGAAUUCAUGAUACUGGAGCGCGUAGAUUCUUAGUAAUAGGGGUUGCAAAGAUUGGUUGCACACCGGGGAGCAGAAGGAAGAACUCAACAGUCCAUGAAUGCAAUGAAGCGGCAAACAUGUUUGCAUCUUUGUACAACGAAGCUCUAACAACGAUGCUGCACCAACUUAAACAAGAGUUGGGAAACACAAUCUCUUACACUUAUUUUGAUAACUUCAAGGCCUUACAUGACAUUAUCUCCAACCCUGCUCGUUAUGGUUUUGCUGACGUGACAUCAGCGUGUUGUGGAAGUGGCAAGUUAAACGCGGAGCUUCCUUGUCUUCCUAUCGCAAAGUUAUGUUCGGACAGGACCAAAUAUCUCUUUUGGGAUCUCUUUGGUCAUCCGACAGAAACUGCUGCUCGGACCAUCGUCGAUCUUAUGCUCACUGAUGAUUCACAAUACUCAUCUCCUUUAACUCUCACCCAAUUGGUCUCUUCAUGA
Microthlaspi erraticum is the source of this 1131-nucleotide messenger RNA. The record is from the annotation of a GenBank genome assembly. NCBI's taxonomy places the organism in Eukaryota, Viridiplantae, Streptophyta, Magnoliopsida, Brassicales, Brassicaceae.